Atta colombica is the source of this 1186-nucleotide messenger RNA. RefSeq names its product two pore potassium channel protein sup-9 (gene Task6). The record is from RefSeq and is a predicted model, not a curated record. Bases 1 to 1104 code for a protein of 367 amino acids. Gene Ontology annotation, molecular function: potassium ion leak channel activity. Gene Ontology annotation, biological process: stabilization of membrane potential; potassium ion transmembrane transport. NCBI's taxonomy places the organism in Eukaryota, Metazoa, Arthropoda, Insecta, Hymenoptera, Formicidae. The transcript is spliced from 5 exons. Gene Ontology annotation, cellular component: membrane.
AUGAAGAAGCAAAACGUCCGGACUUUAUCAUUAAUCGUCUUCACGCUUACCUAUCUCCUCGUCGGUGCUGCAAUCUUCGACGUGCUCGAGUCCGAGACGGAGAAAUUACGCAAAGAAGCGUUAGAUGCCAUUGAGAAAAUGGUCAUACGAAAAUACAAUAUAAGCGAGGACGACUUCAAGAUCAUGGAAACAGUGGUGCUGAAGACAGAACCUCAUAAAGCUGGCCAACAGUGGAAGUUCGCUGGCGCGUUUUAUUACGCUACAACGGUCCUCACCACGAUAGGUUACGGACACUCAACGCCGACUACCAUAUACGGCAAAUUGUUCACAAUGUGCUACGCGAUCAUUGGUAUCCCAUUAGGACUUGUAAUGUUUCAGAGUAUAGGAGAACGCGUGAAUAAGUUCUCAUCUGUCGUGAUACGGAGUGUAAAGACGCUUCUAAACUGUAGAAACGUCCAGGCCUCGGAGAUAAAUCUCAUCUGCGUGGUAACGACGUUGUCGUGCCUGACUAUCGCCGGCGGCGCCGCUGCGUUCUCCAGAUACGAGGGGUGGUCCUAUUUCGAUUCCAUUUACUAUUGCUUCAUUACUUUGACGACAAUCGGUUUCGGCGACAUGGUCGCGCUACAGAAGGAUAAUGCGCUCAACAAGAAGCCUGAAUAUGUGAUGUUUGCCCUAAUAUUUAUUCUCUUCGGCUUGGCGAUCGUGGCGGCCUCGCUUAAUUUACUGGUUUUGAGAUUCGUGACUAUGAAUACGGAGGAUGAAAGACGAGACGAAGCAGAAGCGUUACAGGCAGCCCAGGGCGCGGUGCGUCUCGAGGGCGAUGUAAUAACGGCAAAUGGCUCGAUACUGUCAGGCCAAAUUGGCAAUCACGGGAACACAAUGUCGUUGGACGACGAAGCGUCGGUGUGUAGUUGCCGCUGCAGCGGUUUCCAGAGGAAGCGGCGGAGACCACGUUUUACGGUGCGCCGCUCGCCAGGCAAGAUCUCACACUUGCUGCCAAUGCAACAGCUGUCGACGUUGAGCGUGCGGGGCGACCCGCGAACGUCACAGCAUUCUUCGAUGCUGCCGUUACCGCCACUGUAUCAGCACCGUGCCAGUAUCUGACGUCGUUGUUCUGCCGCGAGGAGUGUGAUACUCCUCGACGAGCAGCAGCAUCACUAUUACGAGCAGUCACGGCGGGUGUCCG